AUGGGUCUGCUAACUGUGAUCGUAUGCCUUGCUGCACUGCACCAAGCUGUUGGACAGAAGCCAGCUCUGGGUUUUUCUGCUUUGUCUCGUUUCAAUGUGGAUAGCCAAAAGGUGAUCGUUGACAAGCAUAAUGACCUUCGGCGAGCAGUGAAUCCCACUGCCAGAAACAUGCUGAAGAUGGUAUGGAACCUUGAAGCUGCAAACAAUGCUCAGAGAUGGGCAGAUCAGUGUAAAAUGUCCAUCAGUCCUAGCAACGAGAGAGUCGUUAAUGGUGUCUUCUGUGGUGAAAAUAUUUUUCAGGCAACUUAUCCCCUGUCUUGGUCUGAUGCAAUCCAAAACUGGUAUAAUCAAGUGUCUAAUUUCAAAUAUGGUACUGGAGCAAUCAAAGACAAUGCCCCUAUUGGUGGCUACACUCAGGUGGUUUGGUAUCAUUCUUACCAGAUUGGAUGUGCAGUUGCCUACUGUCCUCAGAAUAAGUGGCAGUACUUUUAUGUUUGCCAGUACUGUCCCGCAGGAAAUAAUGCAGCAAACUUAGCUAAACCGUACAAACAGGGACCAGCGUGUGGCGAUUGCCCUAAUGCCUGCGACCGAGGACUCUGCACCAACCCUUGCAAGUAUAUGGAUAAAUACACAAACUGUGCCACCUUAAAAGAGCUCUUUGGCUGUAGUCAUUCUAUGGUGAAGGAAAGUUGUCUAGCUUCCUGCAAAUGCACCACUGAAAUAAAAUAAUAUCCUGCUAUCCAUCACUUUCUCUUCCUUGAGAUUGUUUUAGUUGAUAGAGAAAAGAACCCAGGAAAAAAAAAAAAAAAAACCAUUCCCAAUAUUUUCAUAACCGCUUGAAUACUGGAUAAAACAAUGAUUAAGUUGUGCUCUGCAUUAUGUGUUAGAUGUCCUGAAUAUU
Molecule: messenger RNA, 901 nt
Organism: Emys orbicularis (European pond turtle)
Lineage: Eukaryota; Metazoa; Chordata; Testudines; Emydidae
Product: serotriflin-like
Exons: 7
Coding region: 1-729 (242 amino acids)
Cellular component (GO): extracellular region
Source: RefSeq, a predicted model, not a curated record